AUGGAUGAUUAUAUAGGGUUAAAAGUUGCAAUACCUGGUGCUUCAGGAUACGGAAUAAUACGAUAUUAUGGUUCAAUAAGAAAUAAAAUUGGUACAUUUGUCGGAAUUGAAUUAUUAGGGCAAUUGGCUUUAACAAGAGGUAAAAAUUCAGGUUCAGUUGAUGGUAUACAAUAUUUUACAGUUGAAAUACCUAAAAGUGGGUUAUUCUUACCGUUUGAAAGAUUAAAAAGUGUUAAUCCACAAUUGGAAAACUUGUCUUCAUUACAGCAACAACCGUCAUCAUUUCAGCAAAAUCAAGUUCAAAUUCAAGAGUUUAAAACACCAGAAAGAAAACCAUUGACUACCUAUUCAAAUGCAAGAAUGAAUAUGCUUAAUGAGAACAUUCUGAAAAGUGAAGAUAUGAAAGAUAUCGAAAUAAAUGAAUUAAAGAGAAUAAUUAAAGAAAAGGAUAAGAAAUUGGAAAAUUUUAAUAUUCAAAGACAAGAAUGGAGAGCCGCAAUGGAUGAAUUAGUCAAUGUACAAACUGAAGGAAUGACAAUUUAUGAAGAAAAAGUUAGCGAAUUUGAAAUGGAAAUUGAAAAAUUGAAUAAUACUAUAAAAGAAAAAGAUGCAAAAUUGAAAGAAUUUGAAGAAGUUCAAUUAAAUGAUAAAAUUAAUAAUAUAAAUUUGGAUGAAGUGGAAGAAUUGAAGAAAGAAUUGGAUAAACGACCUAAAUUGGAAGAUUUUAAAGAGUUGCAACAGUCAUUAGAUGAAAUUGAAGCAAUGUAUAAAACCCAAUUACACGAAAAAGAUGAACAGAUUAAAGAGUUGACGAACAAAUUAAAUGAAGAGAAACCAAGUAUACCCGUAAAUGAAGAAUCAAAGCAACAACCUCUCUCAUUACCAAUUUAUACACCUCCAGUUUUAACAGAUCCAAGUUUUGGUAAAAAUGAUUGGUGUGGAUUAUGUGAACGUGAUGGUCAUAGUAGUAUAAAUUGUCCUUAUGAAAAUGAUAUCUUUUAA
Insectozyma verbasci is the source of this 1002-nucleotide messenger RNA. The record is from the annotation of a GenBank genome assembly. Lineage: Eukaryota; Fungi; Ascomycota; Pichiomycetes; Serinales; Debaryomycetaceae.